CGCCGUCGCAGAAUGUGCCACUGGCAGUUGACAAUCCAAACUGUGCCAGUUUGCGAAGUGAAUCGAACUCCAUCAACGAAACGUCUUCUGAUCUCAUAACCACAUCCUUACCGUCAUUCACGACGACGAUGCUCAGUUUCAAAAGGCGCUCCUAGUUGAUUUUGCGCAAAAGAGACUCCCCUUCUCUUAUCAUUCCCUUUUACCGGUCACAGAGGGUAGGCAGGGCGGCAUGGCAAAUCCAGAUACAGGGUUGCCGUCACCAUCUUCUGGAACGGCAGCGCUGUCAUCUUACUUCAACGGUACUGCGGCUGCCCCCGAUCAGCGAAGCGCAAGUGCUACGCAGUUGUCGCAUCCAGUUGCUCCCUCAGAGCAGAGUCCUGUCAAUAAUCAACGUGAUCAAAUAUUAUCUCCGACUCAGUCCAGUCUUCAUCCUCUUCCUACAAAACCAGUCAGCCAGCUCUCUUCCCAAGCCACCACCCCAACCAUGACUCAGUCUUCUACACCCGCUCUUGCGCAGUCCAAGCCCCGCAUAGUGGGUGGCUUUGAAGUUGAUGAUGAUCCUGAAGAUGAAGAAGGGACACAAGACGGAAAGGAUGAGGUUGAUGUCUACGAUCCAUCCGUGGGGCUAGACUUCGAUGUCUCGACACCUGCUCCUACCUCUGCAAAUCAAAACUCCAAUUCCCUUAAUAGAGCUUCCCAGUCACCAGAACAAGAAAAUGGAAUCACUCCUGUUCCUGUCCAGGCCACUGGUAGUCCUGCUGACGCUGACCUUUCUUCUUCCACUACUCUUCCUUCUGGUGCCAGUGCUGAUGUGCGUGCUGCCACUGCCACACCUUCUCAAACAGCUCCUGAUCUUCCGACUCAGAAUUCUCCACCUCGCUCGCAUGUGAAUGCCUCUGUUGCUCCAGGCUUACCCAAGUCUCGACUAGCUCAUGAUGUGGUCGGUAUUCUGGAAGAUCGCAUCAAGGAUGACCCUCGUGGUGACAUUGAUGCUUAUCUUGAACUAAUCGACGAAUUGAAGAGUCGAAACAAACAAGAAGAUGUCCGUCAGGUGUAUGAGCAAUAUCUCAAAGUCUUUCCUCUUGCCGCUGAACAAUGGUGUGCGUACGUCAAAUGGGAAGAGGAGAAUGAUCGAAUGCGCGCCAUGGAAACCCUCUUCAAUCGAUCCUUGCUUGAUGUGCUUGAUGUUCAACUCUGGACGUUGUACAUCAACUAUAUCCGCCGGCGAAACAGCAUGCAAACAGGCGACAUCACUCGCUCGUACACCAUCAUCAACGAUUCCUUCACCUUUGCUCUCAAGACAAUCGGCAUGGACAAGGACUCUGGCCAAUUAUGGCAAGACUACAUUAAUUUCCUCAAGACCGGCCCGGGAAUUGUUGGGGGUAGUGGUUGGCAAGACGGAGCAAAAGUCGACGCUUUGCGGGAGGCGUACCAGAAAGCAAUUGCUGUUCCAACCGCGGCAACCAUGCCGUUGUGGAAAGAAUAUGAUGCGUUUGAAACAGGGCUGAACAAGAUCAACGGUCGAAAAUAUCUUCAAGAGAAGUCCCCCGUCUACAUGACUGCCAGAACGGCAUAUACCCAACUGCAGAACUUGACAAAGGGCCUAAAGAGGACCUCAAGGCCGCAACUGCCACCGGCGCCUGGCUUCGAGGGCCAUGCCGAGUAUAUGCGUCAAGUCGGUCUGUGGAAGCAGUGGAUUGAAUGGGAGAAGGAAGACAACCUUGUUCUCCAAGAUGAAGACCCUGCUUUGUACAAGAAUCGGAUCCUGUUCACAUACAAGCAAGCUCUCAUGGCCCUAGAAUUCUGGCCGGAGAUGUGGUAUGAUGCAGUUGAAUUCUGUUUCAGCAACGGCCUUGAUGCCGACGGUACCAAACUUCUCAACCAAGGAAUCGCAGCCAACCCAGAAUCACCCCUGUUGGCGUUUAAAUUGGCAGACCGUAUCGAAACAUCGACCCAAAACGACGAAAGUGCAGAUCCUGGUGCCAAAGAACGGAUGAAGAAAAUUCGGGAUCCGUAUGAUAAGUUGCUGGACGCACUCUAUGACCUGAUAAAGAAAGUAUCGAUCCAUGAGAAACAAGACAUUCAGAGGGUGGAGCUCACCGCAGCUGGCAAUGGAGAUGGCGCGGGGGACGAGGACCUCAAUGCUUCUAAUGUUGCGGCCAAGCAAGCGGUCAUCGACAGCCAGAUUGAGACGAUCAAGAAGAGUGCUCACGCACAGACUGAUGUCCUCAGUCGAAUGGUUUCGCAUGUCUGGAUUGCGCUGAUGCGAGCAACCCGACGAGUGCAGGGGAAAGGAUUGCCUACGGAACGAGGCCCGAGUGGCUUCCGUGCUGUCUUUGGCGAGGCGCGCAAGAGAGGCAAGCUCACGAGCGAUUUCUACGUCGAAUCUGCGCGCAUUGAGUGGCAAUGCUAUCGGGAUCCUACCGGGACGAAGAUCCUUGACCGUGGUAUGAAGCUGUUCCCUGAAGACGAUUACCUCCCGCUGCAGUACGUCAAGCACCUCUUUGACAUCAACGAUGUCACGAAUGCACGAGCCGUCUUCGAAACCACGGUCAAGAGACUCCUGGGUCAUGAUGAUGCCGAACAUACAGCAAAGGCCAAACCGUUGUUUGCUUUUCUGCACGAUUAUGAAUCCAAAUACGGAGAAUUGGCGCAGGUCCAGUCGCUGGAAGAGCGGAUGAAGAAGCACUUCCCUGAAGAUCCUAUGCUCAAGCUCUUCUCCAGCCGAUAUAACACAUCCAGCUUUGACACUAUGAACACCUAUCCCGUCAUCUCACCACAACAAGUCCAGCCUCUGCAAAAUGCGGUCAUGCCCUCUGUGGAGGUACCUGAAGUCGUCAACUCCCCUAUCCAGAAGGUGAUUGACGCGAUUACGACCAAUUCUCCCAAGCGACCAUUCCCCGACGAUUUUGAAGAUAUCGGGCCACGCAAGUUAGCACGCGGCGAGUCCCCACUGAAGGGUGCAGCGGGCCGUCGCAUGAAUCAACAGCAGCAACAGCAGCAGCAGCGCCAGGUCAACCCUCCUGUCGGCCUACCGCAGUUUCAAGCUCCCCCAUCCUUACCCCCAGCUGUUGUUUACCUUCUGAGCAUCCUGCCAAAGGCGUCUACGUAUGUUGAUGCCAGGUUUGACGCCGUGAAGAUCAUGGAGCUCAUUCGUGACGUGCGUUUGCCUCCGCCGGCAGCAGUUCCAGCCCAACACAGCCAGACUCCGGCCCAAGCACCUCAGCCAGCAUGGGCAGCGUAUCCACCACAUCCACCAGUGCCGAUCCCGCCACAAGGCUUCGCGCCGCCGCCCAGCGUUACACAAGGUCCAUACGGAGGAGCACCAUUCCGAUACGCCUAGACACGGCCACUGUACUGGAGGGCGGGGAAUCGGUUGGGAUCCAGAGCAUGAUGUAAAACCAAUACUUGAUUUUUCAGCAUUUUAGCCAGUUGGAAGUCCAGAUCAGGCUGAGAUAGCAAGGAAUGCACGCUAUCACGGAGCCUCGGACAGGAUGGGCUAAUUGGGACCAUGCACGAUGGAAAAGUCGGCUGCUCUGAGCCAGCCAUGAAAUCUCCGAGAAUAAUAAUUAUCUUGAAAGAAGUUAUUGUUUUGUCUGCGUGUGGUCUUCCAGCUCUUGUCUCUGUUAUCUCCUUUGCUUCUCCGCGGUAUGCCGCAG
Molecule: messenger RNA, 3659 nt
Organism: Cladophialophora immunda
Lineage: Eukaryota; Fungi; Ascomycota; Eurotiomycetes; Chaetothyriales; Herpotrichiellaceae
Exons: 5
Coding region: 230-3343 (1037 amino acids)
Biological process (GO): mRNA 3'-end processing
Cellular component (GO): nucleus
Molecular function (GO): mRNA binding; protein binding
Source: RefSeq, a predicted model, not a curated record